This is a messenger RNA of Fonsecaea pedrosoi CBS 271.37, 4245 nucleotides long. RefSeq lists its product as uncharacterized. The coding region runs from base 1 to 4245 and encodes 1414 amino acids. The transcript is spliced from 3 exons. Gene Ontology annotation, molecular function: protein binding. The record is from RefSeq and is a predicted model, not a curated record. Lineage: Eukaryota; Fungi; Ascomycota; Eurotiomycetes; Chaetothyriales; Herpotrichiellaceae.
AUGGCGUCGAGACCCGAACAACGAAACUUGUUGGCAGGUGUUGGAAACGACGACGACGAGAUGAAAAGAAUCCUUCAAGAAGAGUGGAAGAAGGCCCAGAGCAAGAUCGCCCAUCUCCUCAAAGGACACACCCUGCUGGGCGAAAUUGGCGUGGACAUCAAGACCAACCGUGCCGGUGAGAUUCAGGACUUUGAUACGACCACGGCAGUCAAGAAGCUUGAGGAAUUCCUGAAGAAGAACCAAGACGAGAGCAACAAGGGUGGCGAUGGUAUCAAAAGCUUUUUGAAUGUCGUCAAAUCUACUGGAUCGGUCAUCUGCGACGGCGUCUCAGUGGUAUUCGCACCAGCACCGGCGUGCUUCGGUGCUGUCGUGCUCCUUAUCGAUGGAGUGCAGAGCUACAGUGACUUCUGGGAGAACAUCACCGAUUUGUUGCACGCAUGCCAAACGUGUUUUGUGCGUCUCCAGGACCACAUGAAGAGCAGGACCAUAACCUCCCAUAUGUGUAAAACCCUGGUGGCGCAGCUACACGUCUUCUUCGAGAUCUGUGCCUAUGCAAACAGCCAGAAAUGCAGCCUGUUCCGAAAAGUUGUGGGGAAGGCGAAGCUGUUCUUCUCCAAGCAUGCAAGGGUCAAGGCACUGUUGACUCAAAUGGACAAGUAUCUCCAGGACGAGAUAGUGUCGCAGACCCUUCAGAUCGAGUUGUCGAUCGCUGACCUGCGUGCAGACAUGAACUUGGACGAGACCGAGUGGAGCAAGGCCAUUGCAAGGGCACUGGGAUUCGAUCAGAGAGAACCAGGGCUGUCGGAACUGGGGAAGCUCUACAAAGACGCGAACCCCGAGACGGGGAAAUGGAUCCAAGACAACGAGAUUUUUAAAGGCUGGAAAGACGGCACCAGCGGGGCCCCAGUUCUCGUGCUGCAAGGGGCAUCCGGCCAGGGCAAGACAUUCAUCAUGGCACGGGUUGUCCAGAUGCUGUCUGCGCUGACGUCGCGGGGGGCGAUCCUGGCUUAUUACUUCGGCCAACAGUCGGGGCCUCGGGCGCAGUCGUCUGAUCCUUCUGAGAUCAAGGCACGAACUGCCCAUGUAGUGCGGAGCAUCCUCUGGCAGUGCGCCGAGGCUGAUAAAUCCCUGGCCAAGUCAAUGGCCAGUAUCAUUGGAGCGGUCAAGGACGUGGAGGGGUCCGAAGCCUUCCACGAUAGCAUCAAACAGUGGGAAUACCUCCUGGUCGACAACGACGAGAGGAACUGGGGAGAUAUAUUCAUUCUCAUCGACGGAUUCGAGAGUUGCAGGGUUGUCCUGCCCAUGCUCGAGGCCCUUGAUCGUUACGACUACGGCCGAAUCCGCAUCUUCCUGACUUCAUCACUGGAAGGCUGGAAACCCUCGCAGUCCAGUAGUGUCAAGAGCCAAGCUCUGAUCUUAGGACAACACAAUAGCGAGGACCUGGCAACUUACAUCACCUCGGCUAUGUCCGAGAUGCGAUAUCUCAAGGAUUCGAAACAUUUACUCAUCAAUCAAUGCCGUUUGCACAUCCUGGAAAACCUGCCAUCGUGGAGCAGAGGAGACUACUACAAAAUCACCACCUUUCUCCAAGAAAUCUCCACGACCCAGAGGGAGGAGGUCAUCCGUGCUGCGCUCGAAAAGGUCCGCCAGGGACCAGAGGAACAGAUCAAAUCAUAUAUCACGGAGUUGAACAAGACACUCGACGAGGCUGAAAUAUUCGAACUAAACGAGAUCAUCAUGUGGAUCACGUCUGGGCGUCGGUCGCUGACGCUGGCCGAAAUGGAUGCGGCCGUGAAGCAGAAACAUGCUCGACAAUGGUUCUCCACCUUGAUGGAGAGAGUCGCUGGCACGUACAAGCUGGUUCUGAGUAUCAGCCCGUCCGGAUCUGUCGUGUGGCGUGAUCCAAGCACCGAGUUUUACAUCGCGAAACGACGACCAGGGACGGCCGACGUCCGAAACGAGCCGACCGUUGCCGUCCACAGGAGUGAACUGGACAUUGUGCGAGGCGAGAACAGAAUCAUCGAGCAAUUCCUCCGCUUGGUCUGCCCUUCACAAGCCAUGUUUGACCAUUUCAAGUUCAAGGAUUUUUUGGGGGCGAGGACCGGCCACCCAAAGCCCGCGGUAGGUAUUUGCAUGGACCCGGUGAACGCCAACAUCCACAUGGCGCUCGUCUGUUUUGGCGUAUUGACAGAGGCUCCGAAAGACGGGGAGAAGAGAAGUGAGGAUGUUCUCCGCGGCUACGCGCUUGAGAAUCUCCUCGACCAUUUGACAGAGGUCGAUCUGUCGUUGGUCGACGAGGUCUUGAAGACAGAGGCCGGACCCCUCCUCGCCCGACUUUUUACCGACCCGAAUGCAAUCGACGCCUUCUUCUGGACCCACCAAGACGAAUCCAGUCUUGAUCGAUGGGACAACACCGAAGGCAGGUGGCUGGGCGACAUCCGUCGGCGCUUGAUCCGUAAUCCCGACGGACUCAUCCUCCUCUCGUCGUGGUUCAAGGACGAGGUCGUCGUCGCCGGGAUCGCAGAAGAAUCACACAGACAGCUAACGUCAGCGUUCGCUCACCCACAGGCCGACCAGGACCAUAUGACGGAGAGGAUCUUUAGACCUGCGGCCGAGCGAUUGGUCCGACACCUGUUUGAGUCGAGCAGGAUAUCCACGAGAAGGCAAGAAACCGCACUUGAUUUCCUGAAAAGAUAUUUAUCAAAGCCGGAGGAGACAACUGGUGAUGAGAAUAAUAACCAGGACGGAUCGACGUUCAAGUUGUCGCUCAAGCAGGUGGAACGAAUAGAAGACUGGGCACGAUCAGUGCUGUUUCCGCAAGGUGCUCCCAACGCAAACGCUCGUGAUGCCCUGUUUCAAAUACACAUGUCCAGGAUCUUCCGUGUACACUGCCACGACCAUGGUGAAGCCAAGAGCAGAGCCGAACGGGCUCUACGACUUGAUCCGAACAAUAUCUUGGCUAAGUUUGAGGUCGGGUGGUACGAAGACGACCCAAUCGAGAUGUACGAAGAUGCGCUGGCCCAUAUAGGCGAUCCCGACGUCAAGCUUUAUGGACGAAUCAUUGCAUCCGUAAAGAUCGAACUGGGCGAUCUCUACCUAAAGAGCGAUAAGGAGGAUCGCAGGCUCAAAGCACCCAAUACCUAUCUCGAAGGGCUGAAAUACAACUGUACCUGGUUUGAAAGUUACGGGCAGAUUCUCGACGGAUAUGGCAAACGCUCGACUUGGGACGAGUUUGUCAAGUUCGUCGAGGAGUUCAACAGUCAUUCUCAUGAGUGGAAACCGCACUUGGAUGACAUGGUUUGCCUUUUACUCAAGGGGCGAGCCCGCUGUCGAAACUUUGCUCUAGCGGCGGAAACCGUGCCGAACGGGGGCGUGGUUUACGAGCUAUACGAAACAGCCUUGGAGUUGGCCAACAAAGACAAGGACGUGAUGUCUCUUUUCUAUCUGUGUCUCUCCUACGGCACCACUCUUGGCUUCACCCCCAAGAAGAAGGAGGCCAUAGCGCAGCUCGAAGGAGCUCUUCAUCACGCCCAGGACCUGGAGAACAGGGAGCGAGACGGAAACGACGCGGUGAUCGAGAAAAGCGACAUCAGCAACGCUGCCGAAGAGCUUGCCCGCCUCUAUCUGUAUCAGGCGCUGGCCCCAGAUGUCGAAGGGAUCGAAAGGCAAAAGUCAGGCCAGAAGCUCGAGGAGCUUUUGCGAAUGCGGAACGAGGCCGAGCAGAACGUGAUCAUGUCGUGCUGUGCAGCCCGUUACCACCUCUCCAGGGGCGAGCACGAAAAGAAAAUGGGUGCCGUGCAGAGAAUUUCGACCAUGGCCUCCCACAUGCUGGAAGACGACACCCCGUCCAACGACCUACUGGCAUGCACGACCCUUGCACAAGUCACGACUUCGCUAGGCAAGGAAAGCAUCGCGAUUGAUGCCUGGAAGCUGGUGCAUGCGUUGGGCGCCGACCAUGCAGACAGCGGCUCCGUCUGUGACGGGUGCGGAAAGAAGCUCGACUUGUGCAAGGGCUUCUACACCUGCGAGGACUGCGUCGGGCUCGUCCUGCUCGACCAGGCGUGUUACGCAACUCCUCGGGUGAAACCUGGAGCUCCGGGGCUGGUGUGCGACCGCAGGCACACAUUCAUCCACGUCCCUCGGUGGGAUGAGACUAAUGAUGUGUCGGACUCCGUUGAUUCCGCCAUGGAGACAUUUAAUGAGAGGGUCAAAGAAGAAAUUCUCCAGCGGCAGCCAUCGACCUAG